Penicillium antarcticum is the source of this 1020-nucleotide messenger RNA. Its product is annotated as D-mandelate dehydrogenase-like dehydrogenase. Gene Ontology annotation, cellular component: cytosol. The transcript has 5 exons. Lineage: Eukaryota; Fungi; Ascomycota; Eurotiomycetes; Eurotiales; Aspergillaceae. The record is from RefSeq and is a predicted model, not a curated record. Gene Ontology annotation, molecular function: glyoxylate reductase (NADPH) activity; hydroxypyruvate reductase [NAD(P)H] activity; NAD binding. The coding region runs from base 1 to 1020 and encodes 339 amino acids.
AUGAGCUCUACCGGUGCUAAGCCCAAAGUUCUCCUCCUUGGAAGUGUUGACCAUGCUUCUACAGCCUGGACCGCAUUGGGUGAAGUAGCAGACCUAGUCGAGCCAAUAGCAACCAACCGCGCAGAGUUCAUCCAAGAAUGCAAAGACGGCAAAUUAGAUGGUGUUGUCGCGGUCUAUCGGACGUUCUUCUCCGGAAAGAUGACAGGGCUUGUUGAUGAAGAACUUGUGAAUAUACUGCCAAGCUCGCUCAAAUAUAUUGCGCAUUGUGGAGCGGGAUAUGACCAAAUCGAUGUCCAUGCAUGCAGCACCCGCAACCCUCCAAUCCGGGUUUCCAAUGUCCCAACCGCAGUGGAUGAUGCCACGGCCGAUAUAAACAUGUUCCUGAUUCUGGGCGCACUGCGCAACUUCAACACCGGCAUGAACGCCCUUCGCCAGGGAAGGUGGCGUGGAAAGCCUGCACCACCUCUCGGUCAUGACCCUCAAGGAAAAGUCCUUGGUAUUUUGGGAAUGGGUGGUAUUGGGCGCAACCUGAAGAAGAAGGCUGAGGCCUUUGGGAUGAACGUUGUUUACCAUAAUCGCCGCAAGUUGAGCGAUGAACUGUCUGAUGGGGCUGAAUAUGUGCCGUUUGAUGUGCUUUUGUCUUCCAGUGAUGUGAUCAGUUUGAACUUGCCGUUGAAUAAGAAAAACACUCGCCAUAUUAUCAGCAGAGCCGAACUCGCCAAGAUGAAAGAUGGUGUCGUUGUUGUUAACACCGCUCGUGGGGCUGUCAUGGAUGAGGCUGCCUUGGUUGAGGCCCUCGAUAGUGGCAAGGUGUUUUCAGCUGGUCUCGAUGUGUUCGAAGAGGAGCCUACAAUUCACCCUGGUCUUCUUAGCAACCAGAAUGUGAUGCUUGUGCCUCAUAUGGGCACUUGGACUAGUGAGACCCUUCUCGCUAUGGAAGAGUGGGCUAUUGAGAAUAUCAGCAUGGCUAUCCAAUUUGGGAAGCUGAAGAGCCCGGUUCCAGAACAGGCUGAUCUGUAG